Messenger RNA from Paramacrobiotus metropolitanus, 1419 nucleotides. RefSeq names its product BTB/POZ domain-containing protein 6-like. The record is from RefSeq and is a predicted model, not a curated record. The transcript has 10 exons. Gene Ontology annotation, molecular function: protein binding. NCBI's taxonomy places the organism in Eukaryota, Metazoa, Tardigrada, Eutardigrada, Parachela, Macrobiotidae. The coding region runs from base 1 to 1293 and encodes 430 amino acids.
AUGUCGCUUAAUUUGACUGCAUCACCCUCGGAUUCGGGAAAUCGGGACGGGAUCGCGAAGAUCAGUGAUGGCAUGCAACUCAUCUUAACCAGUACCGAACUGAGCGAUGUCCAGUUCGCUGUGGGACGGGACUAUGGCGACGUGAAGACCUUCCUAGCUCACAGACUCAUCCUGAGCAUCCGCAGCGAUGUGUUCGAUACCAUGUUCUACGGCAGCGUACCAGAGACUUGCUCAGCUCCCAUCGACGUCCCGGACAUUCAUCCCGAAGCCUUUGCUAAUAUGCUCAGCUACAUCUACACCGAUGCCGUGAAGAACUUGUCACAGGAUAACGUCUUCCAUACACUGGGCUGCGCGGACAAGUAUGACUUACCAUUGCUGGUCGCCAUCUGCGUUGAGUUUGCCCUGAAGGAGCUGAAAAUCCAGAACUGUCUGGAUAUGCUGGAUAGUGCGGUUCUGUACGCAAGUGUUGCGCCAAGUAUCCUGGAGAAGUGUUUGUGCCUGAUUGAUGAAUCAGUGGAAAUUGUGUGGAAGCUGGAUCAGUUUUGUGCAAUUGGAUACGAGGCGCUGCGCAUCAUCCUCCAGCGGGAUAUGCUGACCGCCAACGAAGACAAAAUUUAUUCGGCGGUUGAGAAGUGGACUGCAAACAUGUGCAAGUCGAAAAACGUGGGUGUUUCCCCCGCCAAUCGCCGCGAAAUAGUGGGCCGGGCGUUGUACCUGAUUCGCUUCCCGCUUUUGACUGACACUCAACUGCUGGAUGGACCCGUGCAGACUGGUUUGUUGCUGCAAUCGGAAGCAUGGGACAUCUGCCAGUACAAACACGCCGUCAUCAAACCAGAUCUGCCAUUCCCUACGGAAUCACGACAAAAUGUGCGUUCUCAGGGCGUCAUUAAUUAUACGAUUCCGGAUUUGAGGGAACUCAGUGAGGCAAGCAAAUGCAGUGAUCCCAUUUCAGUCAGGAAGCUGCUGUGGAACAUCGAGGUGGUCAAGAGGACGGAUAGUGGAUCCGCUACUCUGGGCUUUUACCUAGAGUGUUCUGGUGAUCCAGAAUGUGAUUCUUGGAAGUAUCAGGUUACAACAGAAUUUCGCCUGCUACCCUGGAAAACGGGAACUACAGCAAUUAAUAAACAGUUUGAGAAAUCUGUGUUCGACAAGAAGAAGCCGUGGGCAGGAACUUCGAGAUUCGCCUCUAUGAAGGACUUACUUGAUCCGGCGAAAGGCUACGUCAAUCCUGCUGACUUCUCCUUGAAACUGCAAGUUCACCUGACCGCAGAUCUUCCUGGUGCAGCUGGAUAAUGCAGUGUUUCAAGGAGCGUCUUAUGGAUAUGGACCAGAAAAUAAUACCACUUGAAGUAUUCAGUUGCACGCUCAGGUUGGCUGGCGAUUCCCGGCUGAUGUAUGUGUUUUUCACUUAAGGACGAG